This is a messenger RNA of Eleginops maclovinus (Patagonian blennie), 3341 nucleotides long. RefSeq names its product potassium voltage-gated channel subfamily H member 8-like. The coding region runs from base 83 to 3259 and encodes 1058 amino acids. The record is from RefSeq and is a predicted model, not a curated record. Gene Ontology annotation, molecular function: voltage-gated potassium channel activity. Lineage: Eukaryota; Metazoa; Chordata; Actinopteri; Perciformes; Eleginopidae. The transcript has 15 exons. Gene Ontology annotation, biological process: potassium ion transmembrane transport; regulation of membrane potential. Gene Ontology annotation, cellular component: plasma membrane.
GUUCCUGCCAGGCUUCGUGGCUGCCCCUCCCGAGAACCAGGGCUCUGAGCGCCGGGAGAGACGCGGAUCUACCCGCUCUCGGAUGCCUGUGAUGCGAGGUCUGAUCGCGCCACAAAACACCUUCUUGGAUACCAUCGCCACCCGUUUCGAUGGGACCCACAGUAACUUUGUACUGGGGAACGCCCAGGUCCAGUCCCUCUAUCCCAUCGUCUACUGCUCCGAUGGCUUCUGUGAACUGACCGGCUUCAACCGCGGCGAGCUGAUGCAGAAGAGCUCCAUGUGUCACUUCCUGUACGGCAGCGAGACCAGCGACCCCCUCACCUCGCAGAUGCAGAAAGCUCUGGAUGAACGUCGGGAGUUUAAGACCGAGAUCAUUCUGUACAAGAAGUGCGGCUCCAAGUUCUGGUGUCUGCUGGACAUCGUGCCAAUAAAGAACGAGAAAGGCGACGUGGUUCUCUUCCUGGUGUCGCAUAAGGACAUCACAGAGAAUAAGGACCAGGACCAUGGCAACGAAGCUGACACUGAUGAGGAAACCGGCCUGGAGAUCCAACAGAUCAGCCGUCCUCCAGGAUUCAACAUGGAGCGACGGCGCAGUCGGGCCGUCCUUUACCAGCUCUCAGGACACCUCCAGAAACAGGACAAAACCAAGAGCAAGCUCAAGAUCAACAAUAGUGUUCUUGGAGCCAAUGCGAACCCGGUGCCAGAGUACAAGGUGGCUGACAUUCAGAGGUCCCGUUUCAUCCUCCUGCACUACGGUGCGUUCAAGGCCGGCUGGGAUUGGUUGAUCUUGUUGGCCACCUUCUACGUCGCCGUCACCGUUCCCUACAACGUCUGCUUCACGCCGGCGGAGAUACGGGAAGACAGAGCAUCAGCGGCGCGUAACCCUCCGAGUGUCAGCGAUAUCUUGGUGGAGAUACUUUUCAUCAUCGAUAUCGUGCUGAACUUCCGCACCACCUUCGUCAGCACGUCAGGUCAGGUGGUGUACGACUCGCGCUGCAUCUGCAUCCACUACGUCACGUCCUGGCUGUUUGUGGAUCUGAUCGCCGCCUUGCCCUUUGACCUGCUGUACGCCUUCAAUAUCAGCGUGAACUUCGGGGUUCACCUCCUGAAGACGGUGCGCCUCCUCCGCCUGCUGCGCCUCCUGCAGAAGCUGGACCGGUACUCCCAGUACAGCGCCGUGGUGCUCACCCUGCUCAUGUCCACCUUCGCCCUGCUCGGCCACUGGAUGGCCUGCGUCUGGUACUUCAUCGGACGCAGCGAGAUCGAGAGCAACAGCCCGGCCACCUGGGACAUAGGCUGGCUGCACGAACUGGCCAAACGUUUGGGAACGCCGUACUUCCUGUCCCCGCUGACCUCCCUGCUAGGAGUCUCUGAUUCGCCGCAGGGCAUCGUGACAGCCGCGCUGACCAAUCACAGCCAGUGGAACGGCAGCAGGACCAGAGCCAGGACGCCCGGCGGCUCGGGGACCACGCUCGGCGGCGGUCCGUCUGUCCGGAGCUCGUACGUCACGUCGCUGUACUUCGCUCUGAGCAGCCUGACCAGCGUUGGCUUCGGGAACGUUUCGGCCAACACGGACUCUGAGAAGAUCUUCUCCAUCUGCACCAUGCUGAUUGGAGCAUUAAUGCACGCCGUGGUGUUCGGUAACGUGACGGCCAUCAUCCAGAGGAUGUACUCCCGCCGCUCGCUCUACCACACCCGCACCAAAGACCUGAAGGACUUCAUCCGGGUGCACCGGCUGCCCAAAGCCCUCGAGCAGCGCAUGAUGGAGUGUUUCCAGACCACCUGGUCCGUUAACAACGGCAUCGACGUCAGCGAGCUGCUGAAGGACUUCCCGGACGAGCUGAGGGCGGACAUCGCGAUGCAUCUGAACAGCGAGCUGCUGCAGCUGCCGCUCUUCGAGUCGGCCAGCAGGGGGUGUCUGCGCUCACUGUCACUCAUCAUCAAGACGUCCUUCUGCGCUCCGGGGGAGUUCCUCAUCCGCCAGGGAGACGCCCUGCAGGCCAUCUACUUUGUGUGCUCGGGCUCCAUGGAGGUGCUGAAGGACAACACCGUGCUCGCCAUCCUGGGUCGGGGGGACCUGAUUGGCUGCGACUGUCUGACCCAGGAGGAAGUGAUAAAGACAAACGCCUGUGUGAAGGCGCUGACGUACUGCGACCUGCAGUACAUCAGCCUGAAGGGCCUCCGCGAGGUGCUCUGCCUCUACCCCGACUACGCCCAGAAGUUCAUCUCCGAGAUACAGCACGACCUGACCUACAACCUGCGGGAGGGGCACAACACCGAGGCGGGAUGCGAGAGUAACGGCGGGAUCCUGAAGAAGCUUCCCUCCAUCAGAGAGGACGAGGAGGGGUCUGGGUCCGAAGGGGAGCGCUCCCCUCUCCCCAAGGUGCCUCCUCUGGGCAGGCUGGGACGAGGACGCUCCCCUCUACCCUCCCCGAUGCGUUCCCCCCUGCCCUCCCCGAUGCGCUCCCCUCUCCGAUCCCCGCUGCUGCCAACAAGGACCUUCAGAGGGGUCGGCGACCCCCCUCGGCCAACCAGCCUGCAGAUCCCCGUGGUGAGCUUCAGCGUCCCGCCGCCAGACCUCAGCCCCCGGUUUGUGGACGGGAUCGAGACGGAAAACCAAAGUGGAUCAGCAAAGGUGUUUGAUUACUCUCUUAAAUCACCUCAGAGCUUACCAACCAGCCCUGACUCAGGGCCCCAUGAGGAGGCUGACACCAUGCAGACUAUCGCUAAGCUAAAACAUGAGAUGAGCGUCCUCUCCGGUCAGGUGACGUCCGUCAGUCAGGAGCUGCAGGAGAUGACGCGUCUUCUGAAACCUCUCUUCCACAACCCCUCCAUGCUGCUGAUGCACUGCGCCAUGACUCCGCCUCCUAGCCUUCAUCCACCCCUUCCUACACAGCAUGCACCUGUGGACAAUCACACUCCUCCCUGCGUCCUGGUACCUGAGCCCAGCAUGACGGCGGUGUUACAAGAGGAGUUUGAUCCUGUCCAGUUUCCACCCAUCACUCCUCCUCAUCCUCAUCCUCAUCCUCAUCCUCUCUCAGCUCCUCCGUCACUCAACAGAUCUCCCCAUGAACACACAGUCAUCCCGCCUGCCUCCUCCUCCUCCUCCAGCUCCAUCCCUUCCCUUUAUUCAUCCAUCACUCCCCUCUUGGUGGACUUAUCGGGACCUGAGAGCAAGCCGAGUCUCCCAGAGUCCCAGCUCAUAUCCAGAUGUUAUUCUCAGCUCAGCUUCAUCAACGAAGGACAGCCGUCGGUGUGAAGAGGGAAGACCUGAACCCGCAUGCUGCACCCGACCCACUGCAUGACAAACAUUUCGGCAUGGGAGUUAAGAUGUAAAUACU